AUGUCGCCGAAAGGACAAGAACUGAAAGUUUAUAUAAAUGCCAAAGGUCAAAUAUUUGAAUCUCUCACUUUCCCUCGUUUCAAACUCUCCAAAAUCACACCAAAGCAUUACAAAAAGGUAUUUGAUCGGCAUCAAAGGGAGAAGUCUGAGUAUCCUGAAGAUAUGGUAAAGACCAAUAUUGUCAUGCCACAUCGGAAAAGAGUACAACGUAUCACUAUAAAUAAAGGGGUAUCAAAUCCUCCAAAGAAGGGCAGACAAGAACCUCCACCUGGAAAUAAAGGUAAUACAGACCGUGCAAGUGGUAGUUCCAGCGGGUCUAAGCUGGAAGAUAUGUUACCUAAUGUGCUCCAAAAGGUUGAGUCAACUGAUGCAGAGGUGAAGGAGAUGAAAUGUGACUUCUCUAGUAUAAGUCAAUUGGUAGACUCUCACACCACCUCCAUCAAACAAAUAGAGCAACAGUUGGGACACCUUUCAGUAUCACUGAACCAUAGAAAGAAUGGGUCACUACGAAGUGAUACUAUUCAAAAUCCUAAGAAGGAAGGGCAUUUCAUGGCUAUCGCCACCAGGAGUGGUAAGAUUCUUAAUGAACCAAUUUUUGCAGAUGACGUGAAAGACGCUCAACCAAUAGAAAAACCAGUAGGAGCAAAGGAAAAAGGGGUUGAGGGAACUAUGCCUUUACAUGCUAUUGCCACCAGAUCUCUGUUACAGAAGAAGGAGGAUCUGGAUGCAUUCACCAUAUCGUGCACCAUCAGAUCAUUUGAGUUUGCAAAGGCCUUUUGUGAUUUAGGGGCCAAUACAAAUCUGAUGCCACUGGAAAUCUACAAGCAACUAGGGUUAGGAGUUCCAAAACCCACAACAAUGAGGUUGAUGAUGGAAGAUAGAUCGGUGAAGCGACCUGUGGGCAUCUUAUGUGACGUUCAUGUAAAGGUGGACACUUUCAUCUUUCUGGCAGACUUAGUGAUUUUGGAUUGCGAAGUGGAUUUUGAGGUUCCCAUAAUUUUGGAAAGACCAUUUCUUGCCACAGGACGAGCAUUGGUUGAUGAUGAGAGUUGA
Messenger RNA from Solanum tuberosum (potato), 1053 nucleotides. RefSeq lists its product as uncharacterized. The record is from RefSeq and is a predicted model, not a curated record. The coding region runs from base 1 to 1053 and encodes 350 amino acids. NCBI's taxonomy places the organism in Eukaryota, Viridiplantae, Streptophyta, Magnoliopsida, Solanales, Solanaceae. The transcript has 6 exons.